AUGUUUUAUACUUCACCAUAUUUACGUACUAGACAAACAUGUAAUAAUAUCAUAGAAGGGAUUAAAGAUUUGGAAGGGGUUGAAUAUACUGUUAGAGAAGAACCAAGAAUGAGAGAACAAGAUUUUGGAAAUUUUCAACAAAGUGCAGAAGAAAUGGAAAAGAUUUGGGAAGAACGGGCACAUUAUGGCCAUUUCUUUUAUAGAAUUCCCUAUGGAGAAAGUGCUGCUGAUGUAUAUGAUCGAGUUGCAAGUUUUAAUGAAUCUUUGUUUAGACAAUUUAAAUUUGAUAAUUUCCCAAAUGUAUUGGUAUUAGUAUCUCAUGGGAUUUGGUCAAGAGUAUUUUUAAUGAAAUGGUUUAGAUGGACAUUUGAAGAUUUUGAAUCAUUAAAGAAUAUCCCACAUUGUCAAUAUUUAAUCAUGAAACAAAAUUUAAAAACAUCAAAAUUCAAUUUAAAAACUCCUUUGUUGACAUGGGAUGAUGUUGAUGAUGAUGAUAUGGAAUCGGAAAUUUGUAAGGAAGUUGUUGAUGAAUUGAAUACUAAUAAAUGGAAUGUUCUUUCUGCUGAAGAUAUGGAUGUUUCUCUGAUUAUUCAAGCUCAAAAGAGAGCUAUAAAUUCAACUAGAGAGAAGAAUAAACGAAUUCAAGAAAUGUUUCAUAAGAUUCAAAUUACAAUUGAUCCUCCUCCUAAUGGGAAUAAUAAUACCAAUAAUAAUAAUAAUAAAUUGUCAGAUAAACUUAGUCCAAGAUUCAAAUAUGAUAAUCAAAGUGUUGCUAAUAGUACUGAAGAAAUUGGAAGUAGUGGUUGUGCCCAUUCUCAUGAGAAUGGGAAUGAGAAUAUGAAUGAGAAAGAGAAUUCAUAG
Molecule: messenger RNA, 861 nt
Organism: Hemisphaericaspora subhashii
Lineage: Eukaryota; Fungi; Ascomycota; Pichiomycetes; Serinales; Debaryomycetaceae
Product: acid phosphatase
Exons: 1
Coding region: 1-861 (286 amino acids)
Molecular function (GO): phosphatase activity
Source: RefSeq, a predicted model, not a curated record